Brassica oleracea var. oleracea is the source of this 1421-nucleotide messenger RNA. RefSeq names its product GDSL esterase/lipase At3g09930. The coding region runs from base 165 to 1229 and encodes 354 amino acids. Gene Ontology annotation, molecular function: hydrolase activity, acting on ester bonds. The record is from RefSeq and is a predicted model, not a curated record. The transcript is spliced from 6 exons. NCBI's taxonomy places the organism in Eukaryota, Viridiplantae, Streptophyta, Magnoliopsida, Brassicales, Brassicaceae.
CUUCCUCCUCUUUUCUCUCCACGUUUUCUCCUUUAACACUACGAAAGACGCACACACACACAAACAAACAAAGAAGCUUUUUGGUCUGAAUCUGAUACUAUAAUACACACACACACACACACACACACACACACACACACACAUAAAAAGAAAGCAAGCAAGCAAUGGAGUCUCUAAAGCUAUUCAUAUCUCUCUUUCUCGUCUCAUUCUCAUCUUGGUUAAUAGGUGUUGAAUCGGACCAUUUUCACCAUAACAACAUGAAGCGUAUGAGACCAAAUAGGUUGUUCGUGUUCGGAGAUUCAUAUGCAGAUACGGGAAACAUAAGAAAGUCCCUAGCCGAUUCCUGGAAAAUGCCUUACGGCGUCAGUUUUCCUGGAAAACCCUCCGGUCGUUUCUCCGACGGCCGCAUCGCCACCGAUUUUCUCGCAAGAUACUUGGGGAUAAAGUCACCGAUUCCGUACACGUGGAAGAAUUACGCGGGAAAGGAACGGCUGUUGUUCGGAAUGAAUUAUGCGUAUGGAGGGACGGGAGUGUUCAAGACAUUCAAUAAUCCAUUGCCAAACAUGACAACUCAGAUUGAUUAUUUCCAGAAAGUCCUCGCCUCGGGCAACAUCUACACUCCCUCCGACCUCCACACUUCCCUUGCCCUCGUCAGCAACGCCGGCAACGACUACGGCACUUUCAUUCUCCAAAAACGCCUCAUGACCGAGUUCCCGGGAUUCAUCAAGCAGGUUGUUGAUCAAACUGAGGUAAACUUGAGACGCAUCCACAAGCUGGGAGUGAAGAAGAUAGCAAUAGCUUCACUGCAGCCACUCGGAUGUCUCCCUAGCAAAACCACCUCUAGUUCAUUCAAACAUUGCAACGCAUCAGAUAACGCAUUAGUGAAACUUCACAAUAUUUUAUUGCGUAGAGCCGUGGCGAAGCUCAACAAUGAGACCAAACCUUCCACUUUCGUCAUUCUUGAUCUCUACAAGGCCUUCUUGACUGUCCUCAAGAACAAAAGAGCGAAAACUGGGGUUACGAGGUUUGUGAACCCAUUGAAACCGUGUUGUGUCGGGAUUACAAGCAAUGACUCGUGCUCAAACGUGGACAAGAAGGGUGAGAAGAAGUAUACAAUUUGCAAAGAUCCAAAGACUUCCUUCUUUUGGGAUGUCUUUCAUCCGACAGAAGAAGGGUGGAGAUCCGUUUACUCGGUUUUACGCGAAAACCUCAAAGCCGUUUUGAUUUAAAAAGAGUUUCAAGUCAAGCUCACUGGUUCAAGUCUCAACAAGAGCAGCUGGUCCAAUAUAGACCGUCAAAUAAAAACAAUGUUAUAAGAUGUGGAAUCUUCCUUUAUCAUGCAAGCUGUUCUUGAAUUGAUACAUGAGACUUCUGUUCGGAAUAAAAUUAGUUAGAAAGUGACAUUAUCAGUGUAUUUAGAG